CCCUCUUCCCGCAGCAAGGAUAUAUCCAUCGCCUCCCCUGCCAAACGCACGACCGUUGACACAAUCAAGGAGGACAUUGUGCACACAGCAAUGUCGGAACGUGUAACGCGUUCGCAGACGGGCAAGACGCCGCGCAAAUCCACCGUUCCCGACGGCUUCGUCGAGACUCCCGGCGUCAAGCGUCGCUCGCGCAAAUCCCAAGCCGCCUCCAGCCAAGCCGCCUCCAGCGACGAGCGCAGUCCCUCUCCAUCCGACAAUGUCCCUCCUCCCGCCCUCUCGCUCGCCAACGGCAAAGGUCCCUCGACCCUCACCCUCACCCGCGACAAUGAGAAAGCGAACCAGAAGUUGAAGGAAGGCAAGAUCAUCGAUGGCUGGCGCGUGGGCUCCGACCCCAAGAUCGAUGCGGAUCCACACUUUGACUUUGGCGGCACAUUGGGCGUAUCGGCCAUGAUGAUCGGGUUUCCGACCUUGAUGUGGUACAUGUGGGUGGGCGCGACCUACUACGAUGGCAAGUUUCCCUCGGAACCCAGCAUGACAUGGACACAAUUCGGGAAACAUCUCGUCCACCUGGCCUACACGGGAGCAUUCCCUCACGCCAAAGCCUGGACCAUUUACUGGACCUUCUUCAUCUUCGAGGGCAUCCUCUACCUCGUCAUGCCAGGCGUGUACUCCACCGGCAAACCCCUCCACCACGAAGGCGGCAAGCAACUCCGCUACUACUGCUCCGGCGUGGCCUCCUUCUACUUCUCCAUCUUCGUGGCCGGCAUCCUCCACUUCACCGGCCUCUUCCCACUCUACACCCUCAUCGACGAAUUCGGUCCCAUCAUGUCCGUAGCCAUCAUCUCCGGCUUCCUCGUCGCCAUCGUAGCCUACAUCUCGGCCAUCCUCCGCGGCGCCCAACACCGCAUGACCGGCUACCCCAUCUACGACUUCUUCAUGGGCGCCGAGCUCAACCCACGCAUGUUCGGCUGGCUCGACUUCAAAAUGUUCUUCGAAGUCCGCCUCCCCUGGUACAUCCUCUUCUUCACCACCCUCUCCGCCUGCGCCCGCCAAUACGAACUCUACGGCUACGUCUCCGGCGAAGUCGGCUUCCUCCUCAUGGCGCACUGGCUCUACGCCAACGCCUGCUCCAAGGGCGAGGAAAUGAUCGUCACCACUUGGGACAUCUACUACGAGAAGUGGGGCUUCAUGCUCAUCUUCUGGAACCUCGCGGGCGUCCCCCUGUCGUACUGCCACUGCACAAUCUACCUCGCCAACCGCGACCCAUCCACUUACGCCUGGAACAAGCCCUUCCUCGCAUUCAUGUACAUCUCCUACCUUUUCGCCUACUGGGUCUGGGACACGGGUAACUCGCAAAAGAACUUCUUCCGCGCGCAAGAAAAAGGCCAAGCGCAAGAUCGUCGCACGUUCCCUCAACUUCCCUGGAAAUUCGUCCCGAACGCCAAACACAUUGAGACGGAUACCGGCGACUCGAUUCUGGUCGACGGCUGGUUCCAAUAUGUCCGCAAACCGCAUUACACAGCCGAUGUAUGGUUUGCGUUUUGCUGGGGUUUGAUCACGGGUUUCGAGUCUCCGUUCCCGUGGUUCUAUCCCGCAUUCUUUAUUGGUAUGAUUUGUCAUCGUGCCAUCAGGGAUGUGCAGCGGUGUCGGAGGAAGUAUGGUGAUGCGUGGGUCGAGUAUGAGAGGCGGGUGCCGUAUAUGUUUUUCCCGGUGAGUUUGGAAUGCUGUCCUUUGCCGUGGGCAGAGCACGUGGCUAAUGAUUCUGCAGUAUCUGUUCUAAACUCGUUCUUGAAAGAGUCGCUGUUCGGCCUUUCGCUGCUGGACUUCCCUAAUGAGAGCGCCGGCAGCCAGCUCUUGGCCGAGCUGUGUUGGGGAGAAGCGGUGCUUGCUCCUUUUCUUCGCGGCGGCAUUUUCCUCGCUUGGAGCGGUUUGGGCCCAGGCGCGAAUGUUGCGCUGCGGUACCGGGCAAGCAAAUGUUUGAACGCGAGGGAAGACGGGACAUGGAUUGUCGAUAUUACUUGA
Molecule: messenger RNA, 2022 nt
Organism: Zymoseptoria tritici IPO323
Lineage: Eukaryota; Fungi; Ascomycota; Dothideomycetes; Mycosphaerellales; Mycosphaerellaceae
Gene: ERG4
Product: C-24(28) sterol reductase
Exons: 2
Coding region: 91-2022 (643 amino acids)
Biological process (GO): ergosterol biosynthetic process
Cellular component (GO): endoplasmic reticulum membrane
Molecular function (GO): Delta24(24-1) sterol reductase activity
Source: RefSeq, a predicted model, not a curated record